AUGGACAGUGAAAAGGCAGUCGAGUACCUGAAUAGCCUGCUCGGUCGGACCCUGCGUAUUCAUGCCACCGAUGGCCGCAUGUUUGUUGGCCUCUUCAAGUGCACCGAUGCGGAGCGCAACAUCAUUCUUGCCAAUUCGUUCGAGUACCGCCUCCCUACUGCCUCCGCUAUCCAAGAAGCCGCUGCAAAGGAGUCCGAGUCGUGGGACAAGACCGAACCCAAAGCCGCCACCGUCAAAGUCAAUAUGAGCAGUCGACUCAUUGGACUCAUCGUGAUCCCCGGCCGGCAUAUCACGAAGAUUGAGCUGGAGUAA
Molecule: messenger RNA, 312 nt
Organism: Penicillium brasilianum
Lineage: Eukaryota; Fungi; Ascomycota; Eurotiomycetes; Eurotiales; Aspergillaceae
Source: the annotation of a GenBank genome assembly